AUGAUGUCCCUUGCAGCCCGUUCGGGGGUCUUCUCCCCGUACAUGCAGGCUACCGCGUACACAGUGGCCGGGCCUCUCAAGCCCCUGGUCCCGGGGGUCGUGGUGAAGAGCGAAAAGAUUUUAAUUGAUCCGAAAAAGCCUCUACUUUGCCGCGAGUCGAUGAACGGCCAGUGCCCGAGAACAGGCCCCGCCAUCUCCGUCAGCAUCAACGGCCGAGCAGGAGUCCGCUUCGCCCACACAGACUUGCGCAUACCUGACUUCUCCGACUACAGACGCCCUGAGGUGCAGGAUCCAAACAAAUCCUCCCAGGGGAGCAGCGAGUCCCGCCGCUCCUUCUCCUACGUCCUCACUGGGGCCACCACCGUGGUCGGCCUGUAUGCUGCCAAAACUGUGGUCACCCAGUUUGUCUCGUCCAUGAGCGCCUCUGCAGACGUCCUGGCCCUGUCAAAGAUCGAAGUCAAGCUCACAGACAUCCCAGAAGGCAAGAACAUGACCUUCAAAUGGAGGGGCAAGCCGCUGUUCGUCCGCCACCGCACGGAGAAGGAGAUCGCCUCCGAGGCUGCGGUCAACCUGGCAGAGUUGCGUGACCCGGAGCAUGACAAAGACCGCGCCAUCAACCCCAAGUGGGUGAUUGUGCUGGGGGUGUGCACACAUCUUGGGUGCGUGCCCAUCGCCAACGCCGGAGACUUUGGCGGAUAUUACUGCCCCUGCCACGGCUCGCACUACGACGCUUCGGGUCGCAUCAGGAAAGGUCCUGCGCCACUCAAUCUAGAGGUUCCGUUCUACGAGUUCCCAGACGAUGACACGGUGAUUGUAGGAUAA
Knipowitschia caucasica is the source of this 822-nucleotide messenger RNA. The record is from the annotation of a GenBank genome assembly. Lineage: Eukaryota; Metazoa; Chordata; Actinopteri; Gobiiformes; Gobiidae.